UGCCACAGAGGGAUCUUGUGGCGAUGAAUGCGCUGCUCGCGCUCUACUCCCAGCUCGGCCGCCUGGGCGAGGCGCAGCGAUUCUUCCACGCGAUGCCGGAGCGCGACAUCUCUUCUUGGAAUUCGAUCUUGCUCGUCUACUCCCAGGCCGGCGCCAUCGAUCAGGCGGAGGCGCUGUAUCGAUCGAUGCCCGCUCGAAAUAUCGCGACGUCCUUGUUGAUGAUCGCGGCCUAUGCGCAAGUCGGGAGGCUGGAUCGAGCGGAGGAGACCUUCGAUCGAAUGCCGAUGCGCGACGCCCAGGCUUGGAACUCCAUGCUGGCGGCGUUUGUCCACAGCGGCGAUCUGGACAGGGCCAAGGCGAUUUUCGAGGCAAUGCCAGAGAAAUCCACCUCCGCCUACACGACGAUGAUCUCGGCCCUUGCCGCAAGCAAGCAGCUAGAACAGGCCACGGCGAUCUUCGACGAAAUCCCCGCCCGGGACACCAUCGCCUGGAAUUCGAUUCUCUCGGCCUACGCCUGGAACGGCCACAUCGAUCACGCCAAGCGCUGCUUCGACCGGAUCCCAGCACAGGACACCGCCUCCUGGAACGCGAUGAUCACGGCCUGCGGCCAUUCCUCGCGCGGCGACGAGGCCAUCGCGAAUUUCCAUCACAUGGAGCUCCACGGCGUGAUCCCGGACGAGACGACGAUGAUGAACGUCCUGGCGGCUUGCAAUCACGUCGGCCUGGUGGAGAAGGCGCUCUCCCUGUUCGUCCUCAUGAGGGACGAGCAUGGAAUCCGUCCAGGGCGCGAGCAAUUCGCGUCGAUGAUCGACAUCCUCGCGCGAUCCGGCCAAGAAGAGCCAGCUCGCGAGAUUUCCAAGCGCACGCCACCAUUCGCGCCCGAGGUCACAGAGAGGAGCGCCCUCUUGAAAGCUCUGGCGACGCCAUAGCCAGGAAGAACAGUUAUUUUAUUGGUGGAGGCAGGACAACGCAACACCGCAUUGGUUCUUCGCGGAGGUGGAGGAGGCACAGCGCAAAACCCCCAGAGCUCUUCCAGAUGGGAAUCCAGCGAACAGGUGUCAAGGUCAGUAACCAGCUGAGGGAUUCAUCGCUCUUCCGGCCAUCUCAGUCGGAAGUGGACCUCUACCAGCACGACAUGGAAGAUUUCUUGCUCGAUUCUGCCGCGGAGCCAGCUGCGCCGCAUCAGAACAAGCUCCUCUUAUGCGAUCUUCUAGACAUCUCUGGUGUUUUGAGUGAGGCUGCUAGCGCGAUCGUCGAUGAUUCUUUCACCAGGUGCUUCAAGUCCAACAUUCCAGAGCCGUGGAAUUGGAAUAUAUACCUAUUGCCCUUGUGGUGCCUUGGCGUGAUCGUGAGAUACUGCAUUCUCUUUCCAGUCAGGGUGUUGCUACUUACGGUGGGCUGGAUCAUCUUCCUGGGUGCUUUUAUCCCGGUUCACUUCAUCCUGAGGAAGCACGACCAUAUGAGAAGGAAGAUCGAGCGAGGGCUGGUAGAAUUCAUUUGCAGUGUCUUUGUGGCUUCCUGGACAGGGGUUGUCAAGUAUCAUGGACCACGGCCAAGCAGGCGUCCUAGACAGGUCUUUGUGGCAAACCACACUUCGAUGAUCGACUUUAUCAUCCUUGAGCAGAUGACCGCCUUCGCUGUGAUUAUGCAAAAGCAUCCGGGAUGGGUUGGUUUACUACAAAACACUGUUCUUGAAAGUCUUGGCUGCAUCUGGUUUAAUCGAACCGAGUCUAAGGACCGCCAUGUUGUCGGGGAAAAGCUUCGAAAGCACGUCAUUGAUCCGGAAAGCAAUCUUCUACUUAUUUUCCCAGAGGGGACUUGCGUAAACAACGAGUAUAUUGUGAUGUUUAAGAAGGGAGCGUUUGAACUGGAUUGCACAGUGUGCCCGGUUGCUAUCAAGUAUAACAAGAUCUUUGUCGACGCUUUCUGGAACAGUCGCAAACAAUCGUUUACAAUGCACUUGCUGAGGCUGAUGACGUCCUGGGCGGUCGUCUGCGAUGUCUGGUAUUUAGAACCACAAACAAUCCGGCCCAACGAGACACCAAUAGAGUUCGCGGAGAGAGUUCGCGAUAUGAUAGCGAAACGAGCUGGAAUUAAGAAAGUCGCUUGGGAUGGAUAUCUGAAAUACUACCGUCCAAGCUCGAAACUCACGGAGAAAAUGCAACAGAAGUUCGCUGAGAGCAUGCUAAGAAGAUUAAGAACGAAGACAAGUGACGAGGAUCUCAGCACUUCUAUGGAAUGAUAGAGAAAUGUUUUCAAAUGGAGGGGAUGCUAUUGAUAAAACUCCACUAGUUUACAUGUUCAAGCUUUUAAGAGACUCGAUGUGCGAGCGGUGCCAGAGGAUCAAGGAUCGCAUCCCAGCAACGAGGCCCGGAAGAACAUGGUCGAGAAGCUAGGCCGCCGCCCUUCCUGACGCAGCCUCAUCAGGUAAAACGUCGGGCAAGUGCCUCGCAUCACAAUCCCAGGCAAAAGGAGCUCCUCGGGAGGAGAUUCACAGAGAAAGUUCUCAUACUUGUCCAGGAGCUCUUGCAGCAAUCCCCGAGGCGAUCAUCUCCGCCUCUGGAUCGCGAUCCCUGUCCUUGAAGCUCCAAUGCGCAACGAGGCGAAUGAAACCAUCCAUCUCCAUCUCGACUGCGACACCGAGGAACAGUGCUGCCAGACGCCGUGUGACGAUGCGCAUGCCAAGAACAUCGAGGCAGAAGAGCUCCAGGAGUGGGUAGUCUUGGACAAGUUCUCGACGUCGGACACUUCCUCUAGCCUAUGAGUUUUGGUGACGCAGGCGAUGGACUUGACGAGGAUCUCCACGGCCCUGGAGCUGCAUGCUAUCCUGCUCGGCCGGCUACAUCAGGUCCAGACCUAAAAAUUCGAGCAUGAGUAGUGAGGGUGAGAGAGAAGCAGUAUACUACAUCAUGGGCAGAAAGAAUGAGGUGAAGUCUUUCCAGGAUUUUCUUGGAGAGAUGUGUUUAAGAAGUUGAAUUUAACUGUGUAUGUGACUUCUACCA
Molecule: messenger RNA, 3002 nt
Organism: Selaginella moellendorffii
Lineage: Eukaryota; Viridiplantae; Streptophyta; Lycopodiopsida; Selaginellales; Selaginellaceae
Product: glycerol-3-phosphate acyltransferase 9
Exons: 15
Coding region: 1037-2242 (401 amino acids)
Biological process (GO): triglyceride biosynthetic process
Cellular component (GO): endoplasmic reticulum
Molecular function (GO): glycerol-3-phosphate O-acyltransferase activity
Source: RefSeq, a predicted model, not a curated record